CGCGCGGCGAGGGCGCAGGCGCGCAGGGUCGAGAUGGCGGCGCGGGUGCUGGUGCGCGCCGCGGCCGGGCUCCGUCGGCAGCGCCUCCUCCCGCUGGGCCGCCUGGCCGCGCUGGGGGGGCCGGGGCAGGCGCCGGGGGGGCGGCGGGGCGGCGGGGGCGCGGGCUGGGCCGGGGCCUCGCUGCCCCCGCCGUGCCCGCGCCCGCAGUGGGCCCGCGGCUACUCGGACGCGCCGACGCUGACCUUGAAGGGCAUCCACGACCAGGUGCUCUACGUGCUGAAGCUCUACGACAAGAUCGACCCCGAGAAGCUGACGGUCGACUCGCACUUCAUGAAGGACCUGGGCCUGGACAGCCUGGACCAAGUGGAGAUCAUCAUGGCCAUGGAGGACGAGUUCGGCUUCGAAAUUCCAGAUGCGGAAGCAGAGAAGCUGAUGAGUCCUCAAGAUAUCAUAGAUUACAUUGCUGACACGCAAGAUGUGUAUGAAUGAGUUUCUGUCAAGCUGAGUAAUUACUGUUCUGUUCCGAGAGCUGGAUGAUGUGAUCGGGGAGGAUGAUCCUGGCAAGCCAGCCCCUUUGCUGUUUGGAAUCACUGUGGCUCUCAGAAGAAGAGUUUUGUUUGUUAUAUUUAAAGCUGUAUAUGUUUGCCUUCAGAAUAAAUAUGAGUAAUUCUUCUC
Molecule: messenger RNA, 675 nt
Organism: Candoia aspera
Lineage: Eukaryota; Metazoa; Chordata; Lepidosauria; Squamata; Candoiidae
Gene: NDUFAB1
Product: NADH:ubiquinone oxidoreductase subunit AB1
Exons: 4
Coding region: 34-489 (151 amino acids)
Biological process (GO): fatty acid biosynthetic process
Cellular component (GO): mitochondrion
Molecular function (GO): acyl carrier activity; acyl binding
Source: RefSeq, a predicted model, not a curated record